This is a messenger RNA of Phycomyces blakesleeanus NRRL 1555(-), 2217 nucleotides long. RefSeq lists its product as hypothetical. Lineage: Eukaryota; Fungi; Mucoromycota; Mucoromycetes; Mucorales; Phycomycetaceae. The transcript has 4 exons. Bases 46 to 1293 code for a protein of 415 amino acids. Gene Ontology annotation, molecular function: acetyl-CoA C-acyltransferase activity. The record is from RefSeq and is a predicted model, not a curated record. Gene Ontology annotation, cellular component: peroxisome. Gene Ontology annotation, biological process: fatty acid beta-oxidation; phenylacetate catabolic process.
CUCUUCUUCACCUAAAAAAAACAUCCAAGAAUCUACCAACAAACAAUGGCUUCCCGUCUUCAACAAGUCUCUGCUCACCUUGCCCCCACUGACUCCAUCGCCAACAAGGUCGGUGUCAAGUCUCCUGAGGACGUAGUCAUUGUCUCCGCCCUCCGUUCUGCCAUUACCCGUAGCCGCAAGGGUGGAUUCAAGGACACUCUCCCUGAAGAAAUUCUUGCCGAGGUCUUCAAGGCUGUCAUUGCUGAGACCAAGUUGGACCCCUCCAUUGUCAAUGACAUUGCUGUCGGAACUGUCCUUGCCCAGGGUGGUGCUGCCACCAACGCCCGUAUGGCUGCUCUUUACGCCGGUUUCCCCGAAACUAGCUCUGUCAACACUGUCAACCGUCAGUGCUCUUCUGGUCUCCAGGCCGUUGUUCAGAUUGCCACUGCUAUCCAGGCUGGUUUGAUUGAGGUCGGUAUUGGUGCCGGUUUCGAGUCCAUGACCAAGAACUACGGUCCCCAGUCCAUGUCUCCCACCUCUGACAAGAUUGCUGAGGGCUCUGCUGCUGCUGCUGACUGCUUGUUGCCCAUGGGUAUCACCUCUGAGAACGUUGCUGCCGAGUACGGCGUCACCCGUGCCAAGCAGGAUGCCUUUGCUGCCUCUUCCCACAACAAGGCUGUCGAGGCCCAGAAGGCUGGUUACUUCAAGGCCGAGAUUGUUCCCAUCAAGGCUACUGUCUUGGACAAGGACGGUGUUGAGCACACCGUUGUUGUCGACAGAGAUGAUGGUGUCCGCCCUGGCACCACCCCCGAGACCCUUGGCAAGCUGCGCCCUGCCUUCUCUGAGAACGGCUUCACCACUGCCGGUAACGCCUCCCAGGUUUCCGAUGGUGCCGCCGCCGUCCUGUUGAUGAAGCGCAAGACUGCCCAGAAGUACGGUCUUCCCAUCGUCGGCAAGUACAUCACCUCUGCUGUUGUUGGUGUACCCCCUCGUAUCAUGGGUGUCGGACCCGCCUACGCCAUCCCCGUCGCUGUCGAGAGAGCUGGCCUUAAGUUGUCCGACGUCGAUAUCUUUGAGAUCAACGAGGCCUUUGCCUCCCAGGCUGUCUACUCUGUCGAGAAGUUGGCCAUUCCCAUUGAGAAGGUUAACCCCAAGGGUGGUGCAAUUGCCUUUGGUCACCCUCUCGGCUGCACUGGUGCCCGCCAGAUCGCCACUCUUCUCCCCGAAUUGAAGCGUCAGGGUAAGAAGGUCGGUGUCACCUCCAUGUGCAUCGGUACUGGUAUGGGUAUGGCCGCUGUCUUUGAGAGCGAGUAAGCCUACCGAUCAAACAAACAAGCAAACAAACAAGCAAAAGCAAAACAAAGAAAAAUUAUAGUCAUUAUUCUUUCCAUAUCUUCUUCUUCUUUCAUCUUUUAAACAAAUAACAACAACCUCUUGUACAUGGUCUCUUUAUUUUAUUUUAUUUUAUAAAUAUAAACAUGAAUUUAUAUAUAUAUAUAUACGUGUAUGUGUGUGUAGGGUAUAUAUAUGAUAAAACCAAUUGGGAGAGGGGCUUUUUUUAUUGUUUGUUAUUAUAUAUAUAAAUAUAUUUAGUCUCCUUAAAUCACAAUUCGACUAGACUGACGUGCUGCAUGGCGUCUUCGCGCAUCUUUCUUACGUCGGCCCAACGUGGUUGAGUUUGAUAAAAGCGAUUCAGUUGCAGAUGCAGGACAAUGCAUCAGAGCAUCCAAUUGCCCUUGAACGACGCGAGAACCAAGCACCUUGACAUCGAUCUGGAGGUAACGAUCAUUGGUUUCACUAGUAAAUGGAGACAAAAGUGACAAGACAGGCGAUUGGCUGAGUGGAACAUUUGGACCAAAACGUGUGAGUGUGUCAGCAUAAAAGUAGACGUGUUUGUGUGGACCAGGCCAAUCCACGUCGACAAAGUGGUCAUCUGAUCGCGUCUGUAGUGCCCAAUCUUCUGCUGUCGGUAAUACAGGCGACACAAUCAUCAAAUCUGUCGUGUCACUAUCACCACCACCACCGCUACCGCUACCGCUACCGCUAUUGAUAAUACUACCACUACUACCACUACCACUGAUAAUACCACCACUACUACUAAUACUACUUGAUGAUGGCGAUGGUGAUGUACUUGUGAGAGCUAGUAAAGGAGCUUGCCCACCAGGAGAUCCACCAACUGUCAAAAGACUGUUGCUAUGAGAUGGAAGACUAAACACAGCAAAUGAAAAGAGCAAAAUC